Molecule: messenger RNA, 465 nt
Organism: Pistacia vera
Lineage: Eukaryota; Viridiplantae; Streptophyta; Magnoliopsida; Sapindales; Anacardiaceae
Product: putative B3 domain-containing protein Os03g0621600
Exons: 2
Coding region: 1-465 (154 amino acids)
Molecular function (GO): DNA binding
Source: RefSeq, a predicted model, not a curated record
AUGGUGUUAUUUGCAAAUGGCUGGCAGAAGUUUGUUGAAGAUAAUUAUGUAGAGCCGGAAGAUUCUUUAGUUUUUAGCUAUGAUGGUGAUAAUAUGUUCGAUGUUCUGAUUUUUGAGAAAAGUGGAUGCGAGAAGAGGGAAACUAGUGCCACCGUGAGCAUUGACAUGGAUGUGAACAUGGAGGAGAAAGAAGAUGAUGAGGAUGACAUUGUUGUGAUUGAGGGUGUUGAAAAUGAUGGUGAUGAAGAUUAUUUCGAAGAAGAAGAAGAAGGAGAAGAAGCAACGCAUAGAGGCAAAAAGACUGGUGGAAACAAUGGAGGAUCUAAGAGAAGGGCUCCUGUUAACGUUGGAUUGCCCAAAGGAGUUGACGCAAGCAGUUAUGUUGAACCUCAAAACCCCGACUUCGUGCCCAAAAAAGUGGGGGAUAAGAGGAACUAUUUGGUGAUAAUCUCUGCUCAUCUGUGA